This is a messenger RNA of Xyrichtys novacula (pearly razorfish), 14027 nucleotides long. NCBI's taxonomy places the organism in Eukaryota, Metazoa, Chordata, Actinopteri, Labriformes, Labridae. The record is from the annotation of a GenBank genome assembly.
GUACAUCGUUGAGCCUGACGUUGUGCGGAGCAGGACCUCCAAAGAGUGAACCGUAAAGGAACCUGCCCGCUCUCGCUUUUUCCUCCUUUUUUAUCCGUUUCUGGGUUUGACAGAUUUUAAACCUGCGGCAUUUCUGUUCGCUUUGUCUGGACCGUAAAACUCCCCCUGACAGACCCAAAAAUGGAGAUAGAGCGGGAAUUAAAAAAGGUAAGUUUUCCUCCUAGUGUAAGCUAGUCCGUAUCGCAGACUGACCCGGGAACGCCCUGGAAAGGUGUGCUGAACCCGGGGCAGGUGGAGAGAAAAGUUACGACAUCCCAGACAGACUUUUCCGCUACUUUCCUGCAUUUACUGUCAUUCAUUUAUUGUGUAUUUUGCUUUGAUCAACCUCGUAUCUUUUUGUUUUUUCUUUACUUUCCUUUUCGGCUCAGAACCAGCGAUAUGAACGCAACGCCGAACUCCGUUUGUAUUGUAAACAAAAUACUUUUAGCCUUCAUUGAACAAGAGCAGCCAACUCUGUAACUAAUUUGCAGUAAUGAACAAGAACAUAAAAGAGUAGUGCAAACUUCGGCGUCAAUAUUCUGCAUAAAAUAGUGGUAAUAUUUUACAAUAUUGAACUUUUAGAAGUAGUGCGCACUGAACUCUGCUGUCAACAAUUCUUGUUCUCGCACUUAAAUGUCGUGAUGUUUAAAGUUUAAUCUACCUGUUUCAGAAAAGCCAGGCGUUAUUCUGGUAAUUUUACAAACGCCGAAUUUUAAAACUUCUCUUAUUGCAGCAUAUUUGCGAUAAAGUUAUGUUAUUGUUUAAAGUAUUAUGGCAUUUUAGCGAAAUGAUGUUAAACGUGGAGAGAUCUCAAAGAGGUUCUGACAAACAAAAGAGGAGGCGGUUACAAAUGUUCAAGGGGUUUUUUAAACAUUGCAGUGCUAACUACUUACACAUGGUUUACAUGAAGAAUAGAGAGGGACGUUUGUAUAGCUGUUUGUUCAUACAAGACAAGAGUUAAGUUAGAUGUACAUCAUUGCAGGGCAUGUGCUGCAUUCAUUGCAUUCCCUCUGGUCAGUCAAUUUACAACCCCUGGAUGAAUUUCUUUUGCAAUGUUAAAGGUUAUAAAAAUAGUGCAUUGCAACAGCUAACCAUUAUAAUUAACAUGUAUUGGUAGCAUGGUGAGCACACUUAUGUCUUUGUUGCCCAGGCACAGAUUUUUGUUUGAUAGAAAUGUGGGAAUUCACCAGCCUGCACCACUUGUACAGUGUAUCACCAUCAUUACUUCAGCUCCAUUAAAGCACACCAAACACAAUGAUACAGUCUGGAUAGUAAGCUGCUGUAUUAAAGUGGUUCUGAGCAGCUGAGUGACCCAGACAGGCUCACUCUGACAUCUGCUCUUAAUCCCCGGGGGAGAUGAAUCACCAGCGGCUGCUGCAGGUCUUGAGGAGUUUUUGGUCGGUGAGAGGUAACUGUAAUUCCAGCCGAUCUUGAACUGUGUGUUUAGGUUAUAUUAUGCUUAAUUAAUCUCACACAGUCUCCUACAAUGAAAGGAAUAACUGAAGUAAUGAGUUAUGACAGUCAGCACACUGCGUACAGGCUGGUGGAUCGUCUGUAAUCAGGAUAAUUCUGCUCACUUUCAGAUGUUUCUGGUGAUCUGACUCUGAGGCUCUGACCUCAUUUUGAGUCAUGGUUUUCUCUUAAACACUUAACUGGUUGUUGAAGUCAACAUGGGCAAUAAUUCUGAGGAAAACUACACAGCAGAGAAGAGUGACAUAAUCUGAGUUCACAGGAAUACUGUUGCCAAAUGAACGAGCAAGAAAGAAAACGGUCUACAAUUUAGCAGACAGAAAAAAGAGAGAAAUUAAAGGUGACAGCUUUGAUUUAGGGAUUCCCUCAUCCUCAGUCUGUCUGUCUAGCAAAAUUGGCUCAUAUAGUCACAUAGUAAAGGUCAAGGAUCACAAUAACUUGAACGCUUAUUCAACUCCAACUGGGAAUAUCUUUAAAGUUGGUAGAAACGUCCACUUAAAGUCAAAGAUUAAAGGUCCUUAUACACCAGGGCUGACACAAAUAUGGAACGCGAAAUUACGAAAUAUUCAGAGGCGAAUUUUGAUGGGCCUGACUAUACACAUCAACCUCCUUCACCUCUGAUUGGCUAGAAAAGCUGGAAACGUCAUCACACACUCAAGCCAAACAGUCAGCCAAUCAGAGGCGAUAAGAUAAGCACAUGAAACUAUGGUAACAACCGUUAGCUUAUGUUAGCACAGAUGAAAAUUAAAACAAAGACGUUUAGCAAACUGUUAAAGCACACAAACCAUCGUCAUAUGAGAGAUCCGACGCUAUGACUCUCCACAAGUUGUCCUUAAGGUCGUUUUCUUUCAAAUAUGUUUGUAAACGAUCAUAAACAAUCAGCCGGUCAGCCAUGUGUGAAUCUGACGUUGAACAACACGAAAUCUGAUUGGUCAGAAGUGGACACACAGUAUGCAAAACUUUGGAAAAAAAAAAAUGCCGCAAUAUUGCAGGACGCGAAAACUAUUGACAUCCAAGAUAAUCGCACGUAAAAAACGGUCCCAGUGUGAAAGUGUUGAAAAUUUGGAAGCCAUACAACACCGUCUACACUCGGUGGUAUCCCAUCAUCCUUUGCUUUGUCCUCAGUUUGUGUACCUGUCUUAUCUGAUGUUAUGAUUAAGUCUAGUAUUGAUCACAGGCUCUGCAGAAAUAAUCGAACAUCUCUGGAAGCUGGAUUGAAGCUUUAGUUUGACUUUUUGUUGAGGCAUGAACAUUUGGAUAAUUUCAUCAUCUUCACCUCGCCCGAAAGUGUUACUAAGAGGAGCGUGUGAUAUUGUGUUGCAUGAUAUCAACUGCUGCAAAAAGCUGUUUCAUUUAAGGAAGUUCCAGCUGAGUAUACUUAAAUAUAGAAAAGGCGGUUCUUAAGUUUAGGACUGGCUCACUUCUGCAUGCAGAGAGUCUCAGCUGUAAGUGUCGGAUCUUUGCUGCUCUGACGUGACGUUUACAUCUAAAUGUUUGGACGUGUUUCAGGACAUUGUGUGUCUCUCUGAGCCCUGAUGGUCCGGUAGAGUUUUAAUGACUCCAUGGUUGAUGACGGCCAUCAUUACAGCUGCCCUGAACUGCUGCAGAAAAGUGACUCAUGAAUGUGACUCACCAGCCUGAAUGAACAGUACGCUUCCUGUCUGGACGGCCUCAUUGGAGAGUUUGUCACUUGGAUUUUUCAGCCUGUUGGCCCAGUCAUAAAAUACAGUCAGUGAUCAACAUGGACUUUUAAAGUAUCUGUGAAACUUUGCUGUAAGGAAAGACACACACUGAGGAACCUUUACUGAAGAUGAGCAGUCAUUCAUUCAGAGCUUCAGACAAACAUUUGGACUUCUUCAAGACGCUCAAGCACUUAUUUUGGGUCUUUUUGAAUCCUAAAGACUUUCUGAGGUCUUCGUCUUUACUUCUGUUUGACAGAGGCAAUGACAGAAACCAAACUCCACUGCAAUCUGGAGUUGAGGUUUAUAUUUCCUCUGAAGACAAAACAGAGAAGUAGGUAGACGUGUAACCUCUUCAGUGAUCACCCUCAAAAUAACCAUUAAUGCUGAACAGUAUACCGGUUUGGGUCAAAUCAUACCGCCAUCCAAACAGCAUCUUUUUCAGGAAAUACCGCACAUAUUUCACUAAGACGACGUCAGCUUCUUUUCUAUAACACAUGACUUCAUCUACAACAGCAUGAAGAUAAUCUGACCGGCCUGCAGUCAGAUGACUUUUCAUCUAUUGAAAACAUCUGGAAUAUCAUGAAAUGAAAAUAUGACAAAAGAAAGCUGUUGAGUGAUCUGACAUCAGGCUUUUCACUCACAAUACUCUAAGAACUGGUCUCCAAAGUUUUAUGAAGCAUUUUUUAAUAAAGAGAUGAUGCAAAACAGCAACUGUCACAACUUUUCAAAACUUGGAGCUGGUAUCAAUCAGAUUCAAUGAAAAAUGACUUAAAGGGAUACUCUGUCGUAAAUUUAAGUUAUGGUUAAACACACUGUAACACAGAGUUAGAAACCCCCUCCAGAGAUGAAUGUUGCAGACCGCUUGCUUCUCUAGUUAUACCAACUUUAGUAACGACCGCACGAUAGCAAUACACAGCGGUCUACGUCUCCACGUGCAAACUUCAAUCAAAACGCCACUCUAUAGCCCCAAAUAAUGCUCAGAACAGCACCUAACUUCAUCAACAGUACAUAUAGAGUCCCAGCCAUAGUACUAGCCACCAAACAUCUUUUUAGCUUUGCCUGAUUUCUUUAGCAGAGAGACUAAACACAACUUACCUACUCUCUUCCAGCAGCCGCUUGUUUGUGGGGGAACCCUGACGAGUCGAAUCAGCGAGUGCAGCGGAUCAUUUCCAUGAAGUUAUAAUCAUAAAUGUUCUUCAUUGAGCUGCGAAACUCCGCUGCACUCUGUAAUCGACUCUUCAGGGCUCCUCCACAAACAAGCGGCUGCUGGAGGAGAGUGGGUGAGUAGUCGGCAACAUUCAUCUCUCGAGGGGUUGUCUAACUCGAUGUUAUGGUGUGUUUGACCAUAACUUAAAUUUACGCUGGAAUAUCCCUUUAAGAUGAUUUGGAAACCUGAAAAUUCUGUUUUUAUCGACAUUGUAACACAGCACCCUAAAUUUUGGGGUUUGGGGUUUGAAGUAUGAAAUCUUCUGUUACCAAAACAAUAUAUUUAUCACAGAUUUAUAAGGAAUAGCCUGGGUUUGACAUUUUUCUCAGGCAGCUACCUCAUAUUUCAACUCAGACAAGAAUAAUAUUCAUAUUUGUUUUCUCUAUAAAGGAACAUUGUAAGAAAAAUGAAGCAAAAACAUUAUUAAUUUAGAAAAAAUCUCACAGAUUUAACCUUUGAGGAUUUACAGAGAAAAAGAACCAAAAAAAAAAAACUUCGAUUUAAAGAAGUUACACAUAAACACAAACAUACAAAAGCGCAUGAGUGAAAUGGAGGGAAACAAUCGAAACAUUCAUCAGAACAGGAGAGCUCUCACUUGUUUUCCAAUUUAUUAACAGAUUGACAGAAGUUGAUAAAAAAAAGUUUAACAUCAUGAAGUUUUCUUUACUCUGCCUGUAAAAAUCUUUUCCAGUUUUGCUCAGAGCUUGGCAGAGAUCCACCGCCGUGUCCCCCACUUUAAUCGUGAUAACAAAUCACAGCGAUAAACUCUCUUCUUAACGGCACCCUGGGGAGGAGAGUCUCUGCGCGGCUCUGUGGGGUCUGAAGGACGCAGAAAUGUUGUCAUGUUGGCUCGGCUCUUAAGAAACAGGAGUCACCGUCUGCAUUCCUCAGCAGUGAGUGCGUUUUGGGUCAAAAACAUCUUCUGACAAAAGAGCUGCCUGCUGGGAUCCCACAAAGCUUUCACCAUCAUUGAGCAGACGCCCAUAUAUGGUCAAACAGAGCAGUAAUGGCUCCAGGCUGUGAGGGCGAGAGAAAGGGAUGCAGAUGGAAAGAGUCAAGAGAAAGCAUUUAACCCGUUGGGGAUUAAUUAAUCAAAAUUUCUGAAAUCAAAUCCUUUCUUGAUUCAUAAAUCAGAUUUUCUUAUUCAGCACAGCUUUAAUUCAAAAAACUAUGUGAAAUUUGUCCAAACCGCUUGCCUUAAACCUCAGAAUACCUUGUCAGUGUCAAAUCAAUCAAAACCAACUCUUGUCAGCUCUUGUAAUCUCUCGUAUUUUGUGUUUUCAGGUGACCCUCGGGCACGAGUUUGGCGCUGGAGCCGCCUGCUUGAAAUGCAAGGACAAGUGUGAAGGCUUUGAGCUGCACUUCUGGAGGUUUGUUUGAGCAGAAAGGAACCAUCACUGACAGACGCAAGUGGGGUCAAAAACACCAAAUCAGCAAGACGAGCUUUGUUGCAUGAGGGGUUUGGGGAAAUAAAUUGCACAAAAUAAGAAACGAAAGAGCAAGAACGUUCAAAGUCCUGCAGCAUCUCAAGUUUCAUCUCACUGCACAGUUUAUGAAGCUCCGUCUGAGGUUAACUGGAGUCUUCAGAGCAGCCACAUCAAGCAUGAGAGUCAUGCUGAAACACGCUUGCCAGUCAUAAAUUAUGUCAGAGUUACUCGACAAAUAUGAGCUCGCUGUGUCGAGGCAUGUGAGAAGAGAAGGUUUCUGAGUUUCACACUGUGAAUGUGCAUUUCUUAUUGGGAAAACAUCACAGCAACGUUGAUUGUGAUUGGAAAAAAAACAAAAGGGAGAGUUUUUGUUGAGAAAUAGUGUCUUCAGAAAGUGCAAAGGAACACAAGUUUUCCUUAAAGGUCCUAUUUUGUUUGGAUCACAUGACUUGUGAUGUUUUGAACAGACCGUACGUUAGUUUGUCUGUCAAUACUUUUACAUCAUAUCAAGCAUUUACCACAGGAAUAUAAAGACUUAUUCAGGAUACUCAGACACUUUUAUUCAUAUUAAAAGUAGGGGUGUCCCGGUACAACUUUUUUACUUCCGAUACAAUACCGAUAUUGUAGCCUUCAGUGUUGGCGGAUACUGAUAUUGCUCCGAUAUUGGCACAAACUUGUGCAUGACAAGUUUUGCACUCAGCUGUAACAUCUUUUUUGGACUCCUACUCCCUGCUACUUUGUUAGAGCCUUAGUACACACUGUUGUUGCAUGCUGGAUCCGGGUUCUGCUACAUAGAAUAGAUAGAAUUCUGCUAAAUAGAAUAUCCAAAUCGGAUCAGGACAUCCCUGGUUAAAAGUGCACAAUUUAGGAUAUUUCCUGCAUAAGAUAAGAACUUCAAAUACGUUGAGAGUCUGAUGUAAAAAACCUAAUUACCUUUCUUCUCCUCUGCAGGAAGAUCUGCAGGAACUGUAAAUGUGGCCUCACGGAGCACAACGUGCAGAUGAACUCAGAGGAGAACAAAAAGGUGGGGAAGCUGUUCGAGGACACCAAGUACACCGGCCUCAUCGCCAAGCUGAAGAAAGACGGCGUCCCCACCUACAAGGGCAACAUGGUGACCGUCACUCUGCCCUGCCCCGCCACUGCCCAUGUUUUACCUCCCAGUUCGAUCUCCACAGUGGUACGGCCCUCUGCGGCAGCUGGCUCUGUGCAGCCCGCUGGAGCUGCUGCAGGUUUAGCACCCAACAGUGGUGCAGCUCAGGCGCCAGGACAAGCUCCAGGACAAGCUCCUGGUCAGGCUCCAGGACGGGUUCCAGGACUGGCUCCAGGUCAGGCUCCAGGUCAGGCUCCAGGACAGGCUCCAGGACAAGCUCCAGGUCAGGCUCCAGGAAUGGCUCCAGGACAGGCUGUAUCAGCUGGUCUCACACCUGUCAAGGCGAACACAGUGCCGAUUUCUGUUGGCACCACAUCAGCCAACACUGUCCAAGUCCCCAAAGACGUGCCAAUGACGUCUGUCACCUAUGAGUGGGCCCCACCUGUAGCCAAUAAGUACACGGUAAGAGUUUUUAUGAAAUUAUUUGUUGGUAAAAGUCAUGACGUGGCGAGCUCACAUAUCUGGAAAAGCACCUUUAAUGCAGACCCAGAAGACCCAGAACUGUAAAACAACUCGUUUCUCUUUCAAAACUCCAGAAUCUGGUCUUCUUGGUUCCCAAACAUUCACAGUGUUGUCAGAAGAAGUUCCCUUUUGUUAUUGUCUCAUUAUGAAUUGUUCGGCUGAGUGAUUGCAACUACUUUACUUUACUAUAUAAUGCAUAUCAAGAAAUCUGGACGCGUCUGCAAGAGUGCAAAAUAACCCUGGAGAGUAGGGCUGGAAAAUUUACCAAUACUGAAAUUUAUGACAGUAACCAACGUCAUUUUACCCAUAUCAGUAUAUUUAGUGUGGUAGGCUAUGGUCUCAUGUCCCUUUAAGACGCUGCCCUACGUCAGAGACGUGACUCCACCCCAUCCAGUCUGUAACAAAGAGGGAAAGACAGGUGAGGAGAUGGAGGACGGUUCAAAAGUUGUAGCGGCUGAAGUAGACGAAGUUAAUGUGGGAGGGGGUGAGCAGCAUGUGGAGUAGUUAUCAUCCAUUAAUCGUUAUGGAGGUGAACUGAUCAAUAUAUUGUGAUACUGAUUUGAGGCCAUAUCGCCCAGCCCUACUGGAGAGCUUAGAAAACUUCUUCACAUACUGACCCUAAAAUCAUUUUUCUAACAGUUUUUGUUGAGCACUGGCGUUUAACUUGACUCAGCUGUUCAUUUGUGACAAAUUGUUUAUAAGUGAGAGUUUUAUUUACUGUCUUUAAAUCUGUUAUUUCAGUUUAUUCAGCCUAUUGUGUCAUUUUAUUUAUCUCUAGUGUGGACUGAGUUUCUGGAAGUCCUGUAUCCUUCUGUUUAGUCUACCCCUGCAGCUGUAUCUUUGUUUUGUGUGUCUAUCCAACCACAAAUCCCUUUUUUAAAGAUUAUUUCAACAAAUCCUAGCACUCUUUGUCCUGAUUGGUCCUCAGCAUCUCUCUGUCCUUCAUACAGUCCUUCUCGAACCACCUGCAGGUUAACACUUCCCUCCUUUUUCAUUCUGACUCCAGGCGGUGCGUUACAUCGAGCUGCUCCCCCCAGAGAAACGUCCUGUGGCCGGUACAGUGGGGGCCGAUUAUCGCCGGCAGCAGAUGGCCUGCCAGCUCCCCGAGCACGACCAGGACCCGUCCAUGUGCCACGAGCUGAGCCCCGCCGAGGUCAAACAGAUGCAGCAGUACGUCCGCAAGUACAAGGACGAGGCUCUGGGAGUGGGAGACGUCAUGCUGCCUGAAGAAAUGGCUCUGCUCCAGGCUCAAGGGCAGGGUGGAGUUGCUACCGGGGGUGGAGGGCCAGGGUUUGGACCUGGAGGUGGUGCUGGUGCUGGAGCUGGAGGGCCUGGGGUUGCAGCAGGUAGUGGUUCUGGGCCAGGGGCUGCAGGCUCUGGUGUCGGAGGAGUUGGUGCUGGCUUUGCACCUGGAGCAGGGGGCAGGGGGACCGGAGUUGGAGUUGGACCAGGUGGUGUUGGUUCAUUAUCAGGUCCUGGUACUGGACCAUCUGCUGGUUCUGGAGCAGGAGCUGGAGCCGUGGGUACUGCUGCUACAGCUGGAGCCAUGGGGGGUCCUGGUGCUCAGCAAGCCGGACUACCUCAACAAGCCUUUGUGAGUAUAUUCUAGAUGUCCUUUCACUUUUCUGUACGUGUUUAUUUUACUGGGAUCCAGACAGACCAGUCGGUAAAACCAGUGAAAAUAAAACACUCUAGAUGAACAGUAACAGUCUUGGCGAUGGAUCAGCUGAUAGCAGAGGGGAAUUGUUGACACAGACACACCCUCGGUAUGUGGAUCAAACUCAGGCCCUCAUCAUAGCAGGAAUCCAGUCUGCAGAAACGUCACAGCUGAUCCUUUCUGUCUCAAAGGUGAUGAACUGGUCUGCAUGGAAACCUGCAGUAUAUGAGAUACAAAACAUAUAAUUAGAAGCUAUAGGGGGAUUUUCUUAAAUAUGCAUUUUUAGCUGUAAAGGUCCCGCAGUAAGCAAAUCUGCAGAUCCAGUGUGAAGGUUAAACCCAUGAGUUUAGUCACAGUGUCACAAAAGUCAUGCCAAACGGUAAUUUAGGCAGCCUUUCUUGACUAAAUAAGCGGUGACAACUUUUUUUUAGUUCUUCCCCUUUUUUGGCAAAAAAAAAAAAACCUGCACAAGUUUCAGAGUCGGGGCUGUUGUUGUCUUUGUAGCAGACAGAGGAACAUUUCCAAACAGCACUGCUCUGUAAUGUGUUCAAACAAACUUAAUUUGGGCUUGCAAUGCUCCAAAAUACAGCCUCUUCUUCUGGGCUGCAAACCCACAUCACACUUUGAAUCACACAUCUACAUUUUGUUCUUUCCUAUAAUUGUUCCUUUCAAAAUAAAAGACCUUUAAUAAACAUCAUUCAUUUCUGCUACGUACCAAUUUUCACCCAUUAAUCCCUGAGAUUUAUACUAUAUCAUAAUCUGACUCUUGAACCUGUGAUUAAACCCGAAUAUGGAGUAAAUUUGAUCACUAGAUGAACAACUCAAUAAACAAAUGAGAGCUGUUUUUAUAAAGAUGCACUCUACAGUGGUGACAGUGAAACCACAGUCUCUGCAGCUUCAUAAAAACCGUGUAAGUCCUCAACUUUCCACUAGGUGGAGACAUAAGACAGACCUUGAGUCAGGCUGUGCCACACAGGAUGAAAAAUAGUGAUUCAAUUACAGGUCAUGAGUCACAACUUGUGCUUUCUUUUAAGCCUCAUCAUUUCCAUCUGCUGUCAGCUUAUUUUUUUUUCAGUAUGGCCUCUUAUAGUUUAUUUCUGCUUCUAGUUUAGCGGUGACUCAUGAGCGAAAAAGGCUCUUGAAAUUGAGACAAGAUGCAGUAGGAGUUAUGCAAAAGUAAUGAGAAGCAUUAGCUGAGUUUUUUCUCCUUUAAGCUUAAGUUUCUUAUAGAUUUUUUUCCCCUAGUUUUUGGUUCUUUGCUUCAUCGUCCUCCAUGAUCUCUGACAGUAACCAUGACUUCACACGGUCAAAGAAUCACUCUUCUCCCCUGGCAGGCAGUGUCUUAAAGGGAUAUUCUGGCAUAAGUUUAUGUUAUGGUCAAACACACUGUAACACCAAGUUAGACACACCCUCGAGAGAUGAAUGUUGCCGACUGCUUGCUCCUCUAGUUAUAACAACUUUAGUAACAACCGCACGAUAGCAAUACACGUGUUCUGAGGAGCCAUAAACAGACUUCAACCAAGAAGCCACAAAUAAUGCUCAGAGCAGCACCUAACUUCAUCAACAGUACAUAUAGGGUCCCAGCAAUAGUACUAGCCAUCAAACAUCUUUUUAACUUUGCCUGAUUUCUUUAGCAAAGAGACCAAACACAACUCACCCACUCUCCUCCAGCAGCCGCUUGUUUGUGGGGGAGCCCUGACGAGUCGAUCACCAAGUGCAGCGGAGUUUCGCAGCUCAAGGAAGAACAUUUAUGAUUAUUACUUCAUGGAAAUGCAAUCAGGACUCUACACAGUCCAGUUACCUGUUUUGGAUUCUUCAAGAAAACCACUGUGUAUUGCUAUCAUACGAUCGCUAUUAAAGUUGGUAUAACUAGAGAAGCAAGCAGUCGACAACAUUCAUCUCUUGAGGGGGUGUCUAACUUGGUGUUACGGUGUCUUUGACCAAAACUUAAAUUUACACCGGAAUAUCCCUUUAAGAUCUUUGUAUGAGCUUAUUGCUAACUGCAACUUUACCAGCAGUCAUCUCCUCUGAAUUAGCGGCACCAGCUUCUCAUCACAGUGAACUGAAGGGGAGAUUCCAAAAUGUGCCAUUUUUUCCAGGUUCAAAGGCAGAAAGUUGAAAUAUUUCCUGACCUAUUUUUUUUUUUUUUAGAAGAAAGGAGGUCUGCUCGACUUUGAAACCGACUCAAAGAGAGGAAUAUUGCUCAUUGUGUUAUCGUCUGAAAGUCCUGGAAGUCCUGAACAUAUUUCUUUGUUAUGGCUGAAGGAGAUGAAAGAAAUCGUUUAUGAGGCAGGAUGUUAACGACUGCUCCAACACAAUAUUUGUGCACCUACAUUGUUAAUUCCUUGUAUUGGUCCAUUACAAACAUGCAUGAUGAGUCAUUAAUAUGACAACUGAGUAACAAUUUAGCGAGAACAAAGUGACGCUGAAACAAGAAGAAACUGCGAAAAUAAUCAAUCAACACUUGAUUAAGUGAUCAAUCAGCCAGACCUCGAAUUGUUUUCCAAAGUUCAGUAAACUUGAACUCUGGGAUCUUUGGUGGGCCGUUUUAAUCAUUUUUGGACAUGUUUUUGGCGUAAUCAUCAUCUGAUGGAUUAAAAAGUCUUUUAGGAAUCAUAAAUCAUGAUAGCUUUGUCCACAGGGGGCGCCAAAUACCACAUGAUUCAAAAAUUCCUCAUAGGAUCUUUAAGUGAUUAAUCAUACAAACCAUCUUGUCUUCUUCAUUUCCUCUCCAGAACUGCCGUCACUGCCAACAGCCGAUGAAACGGGGCGACCCAGCCGUGUACGCGGAGCGAGCCGGUUAUGACAAGCUGUGGCACCCGGCGUGUUUCGUGUGUUGCACGUGUAACGAGCUGCUGGUGGACAUGAUCUACUUCUGGAAGAAAGGGAAGCUGUACUGUGGACGCCACUACGGAGACAGUGAGAAGCCGCGCUGUGGAGGCUGUGAUGAGGUAACAGAUUAAGAUUCAAGACUUAAGAUUGUAAGAUGAACUUUGCAUUAAUCAUCGUAUAAAAGAUGGAUGCAGAAUAAGAUAAAGUCCCUUAAUGCUGCACAAGGUUGGUAGCACUCCUCACCUCUCUGUUCUGAUGUGUGUCCACAGCUGAUCUUCAGUAAUGAGUACACUCAGGCUGAAGGACAGAACUGGCAUCUGAAGCACUUCUGCUGUUUUGACUGUGAUUGUAUUCUGGCCGGAGAGACGUACGUCAUGGAGAACGACAAGCCGGUCUGCAAGCCGUGCUACAUGAAGAACUACGCCGCGGUGAGACAGACUCUCUGUUUGUUUGAAUACUUGACAUUUCAGUGUUUCUCUGAUCAAGGAUGUUUUGCAAAAGCGGGAUUUGGGCAGUUUCAGUCAGUCACAGUAUUCAUCCCAAAGAGGCUCAACUCCUGACUCUAUACAGAUGCGUGCCUGUGUAAAGAUUUAUGUCAAGUAUUAAGCUUCAUGUCAUUAGCGAGAGAAUUAAGCUGUCGUUGUUGAUCAGGUUAGAAAAAUGUAGAUGCUGUAUAUUCAAGAACAAUGUGAUAUGACUUGUUUGUGAUUUUCUCAUUUAAUUAAAGAGAGCUGAUCAAAUUGGAGAGGGUAAAACUGUUCACAUAACAAAAAUGUAAAUAAAAGGGUAAAAAUUCAGACAUUUGAUGGAUUUGUGGCUUAACGUCAUUCUUCUCUUUGUCGUCACAGAAUUGCAUGUCCUGUCAGCGAGCGGUGGAGCCGGAGGAAGAGAGGGUUUCGUACGGCGGUCACCACUGGCACGCCGCACCCGACUGCUUCAAAUGCUCCGGCUGCUCCAAGUGCCUGAUGGGUCAGCGCUUCAUGGUGGUGAAGACCCACCUCUUCUGCUCCGUGGAGUGCAAGAAGAAAAUCAUGACUUAGAGAGCCAAAAAACACGCCCUCCAUCUUCUCCACAACCACUUGUGAAACCAGGACAGGCAGAGCAGGAAGAAAGCUGGAGCAGUGAGAACGCCUGAUAGUUUUUAUAAAAUUAAUAUCGACAAUAAUAAAUCCAUCUGUUUUGAGGUGUUCUCGCUCGAUAACUCUGUCUUGACUUGACGCCUGAACUUCUGACUUCCCGUUUGCCUUAAAACCACUUGUUUUGUUUUUUUAACAACUAAAUUUUGUUGCUUUUCUUGCACUGUUUCUUCUUCCUGUUGAGAUUAGUUUUGUAUUGUUUUGGACUUUUGCCUUAAAACUUCUUUAUUUGAAUAAAAAAAAACUCCUGAUCUGUGCAGCGAUAGGAUGAGUGAGAUUAGCCAUAUGAGGUUGACUGUCCUCCCACUGCACUGUAUCACAGAUCACACUAAUAUGAAUUUGAUGAAUAAAACUCAAACAUGGUGUCUUUAUCUAAAGUAUUUCUAACAGUAUGAAACCUUCCAGUAUAGACCAGCAGCUACAGAUCUGUGAUUUACAAACAGCAGCAGUGACGCUAAAUGAUGAAAUUACACUAUGUGAAUGUCAGACAUUUCUAAUGUUUUCUCUAAUGGGUCUAAUUAGAAGACCAAAGUACCAGGAUGUGGGUUUUAAUAACAACAUUUAAUGAAUCCAUAACUUUAUAUUGUCGUAUGAAAUAUCCUGCUACUCAAAUUUGAUUGUACAGCUGUUUUCUUUGAUUAUUAGUAGUCUCAGGUGCCCCUGAAAAAUGACUGUUAGUAUUAGUUUAAGGAGAAUAAUAACAGAUACAUGUAAAAAGUAUUAAAGGUGAAGAUCACCUGAUUUGUUUCUGUAAUUACUCUGAGCUCCUGCAUCUUUAUUCAGGUUUACUUGGAUCGGCCUCCUUGAUUCUGAUGGAUGUCUGACUGUUCAUCUGUUUAAAAGCAAUAACUGCAUGUUUGCCAUCGUGCCCAAAAAACACUGGAAAUUAUACCAACGUGAACUUUUUUUGUUUUUGAGCUUUGUACUUUCGUUUCAAGCAAUAAACUGCACUUUAAAUCAGGUUU